Messenger RNA from Stegastes partitus (bicolor damselfish), 845 nucleotides. RefSeq names its product plac8 onzin related protein 1 (gene ponzr1). The record is from RefSeq and is a predicted model, not a curated record. The transcript has 4 exons. Lineage: Eukaryota; Metazoa; Chordata; Actinopteri; Pomacentridae. Bases 99 to 482 code for a protein of 127 amino acids.
UCUCUCUCCGACUCUCCUCCCCUCGCUGCUCUGAGCUGUUGCCUCCGAAGCUGUUCACUCUUUCACGGACCUAACGGAACUAAAAAAAAGAGAAAGACAUGGCCUACACACAGCAGCCAACCCAGAUCGUGAUGACCACCACCAGUCACGGCCCUCAGGAGUGGAGCACCGGCGUGUUAGAUUGCUGCAAUGACAUGAGCACCUGUUGCUUUGGCUAUUGGUGUUUCCCCUGCAUGCAGUGCCAGACAGCCAAGGAGUAUGGCUGGUGCUGCCUGAUGCCACUGCUGGACUGCUGCUGCUUGGUGUCCUUGGCGCUCCGCUCCAACAUUAGAGAGCGCCACAACAUCCCUGGCUCAUGCUGCGGCGACCUCUGUCACCUGAUAUGGUGUUACGGGUGCGUCUGGUGCCAGAUGAAUCGUGAGCUGAAGAUCAGGAAGGGGCAGACGACCAGCACAGUGAUCACUACGCAGGUCACCCGUUAGGAAGCAGCCAUUUGGGUUAUGGGUUGAGGGCAUAUGUCAUCCAAAUAUGGCCCGCUAGUUAAUUUGUUAGUGCUGUUCUGAUAAAAACAUGUAAGAAAAGAUUAGUUCUGUUCAUGCAGUUAUAACCACUAGGUGAAAGACAAAACGUUUGUUAAUUAGCAUUAACAUCAUUUCGAUUAUUAUGCUAGUGUUCUGGAGUUUGUAAUACUCAUAUCAGCUGUUAAAUGAAAUAACCUCGCUUUUAUUUACUAUUAAUGCCAGAUGUUUUGAGUUUUGUUCGCAUCACAACAUGUUAAAUGAUUCAAGUAAGCUUGUUUUCUCUGAUUCACUCUGGCCAAUAAAAUACUGUUUCUUGUUUCAAAA